ACACUAUUGACGUAUGUUGUUGAACUGAAACGGUUUAUCUUUUUCCGUGGCAGGGCGACGUAAUACCCCUAACGGAUUUCCAAUACACCUACAAUCUAUACAUACAUAUUGAGAAGGCUUGUGCGUACAACCUGAACCAAAGAAAAUCAGCAAAAUGGUGCAAAAGUUUCAGUCACCCGUUCGCGUUUACAAAUAUCCAUUUGAGUUAGUGAUGAAGGCUUAUGAACGUCGGUUUCCUACAUGCCCUCAAAUGCCCAUUGUUGUCGACUGUGAGGUUAUUAAGGACGAAUGCCUUGAGAACGGGUCAAAACGGAACACGAGCCGUCGUUGCAAGUUGGCGGUGGACGCGCCAUACAUUUUUAAGAAAGUGAUAGGUGUGGAUUAUGUGUUCUUCCUUCAGCACAACGUCUUGGACAUGGAAAACCGCACCCUAAGCAUUGAGGCCGUCAAUGAAAGUUUCUCGUCACGCAUUGAAAUCUUCGAGCGGUGUCGCUAUUACGCCCAUCCAGAAAAUUCUGAGUGGACGUGCUUUGACCAGUCCGCUUCGUUAGACAUAAAAAACUUCUUUGGCUUCGAAUAUUCAAUGGAAAAGAUGGGCAUGAAGCAGUAUACCCACACAACGACUAAGGGAAAGGAAAUAAUAGAGUUUUUUAUCAGCCAACUACGUGAGGAAGGCAUUACACAUGUAGAACGUUGGACAUCUCCCGCCAACGCUUCAAAACCCCAAAUGGACCGAGCUCGAGUUCAAUGUCAAAGAAUUUUCCUUGAAGGCGAUUUUAUCACUCGCACCCUGGGGCAACUAUCUCCGAUGCAAGAGUCCAAGUUGCUGGAGUUGAGAAAAAUGCUGGAUGGUGUCGAUGACUUGGAACGCUUGCCUAGUUAUCAGACCAUCCUGCGUUUUUUAGCAGCCAGAGACUGGCAUGUGAACCAGGCUUUUGUCAUGCUGUGCGACUCGCUGCGCUGGCGUCAGAAACACCACAUAGACUCUUUGUUAUCGGAGUACUCUAAGCCAGCUGUGGUAGCAGAACACUUUCCAGGUGGCUGGCACCACCAGGACAAGGAUGGUCGGCCUAUUUUCAUUCUGAGAUUGGGACACCUGGAUGUCAAAGGCCUGCUUAAGGCUCUGGGAAUGGACGGGCUUCUACGAUUGGCCUUGCACAUCUGCGAGGAGGGCAUUCAAAAGAUCAAUGAAUCCGCUGAGCGCCUUGAAAAGCCUGUACUUUAUUGGUCCUUGCUCUUAGAUUUGGAGGGUCUUUCUAUGCGCCACCUGUGGCGGCCAGGCAUCAAAGCUCUUCUUUACAUCACUGAGACCGUGGAACGCAAUUAUCCAGAGACCAUGGGACGUGUUCAUGUUGUGCGGGCGCCGAGAGUGUUUCCGAUUGCGUGGACCAUUGUUAGCGCUUUUAUUGAUGACCACACGCGAUCAAAGUUUCUGUUUUAUGGUCCCGACUGCGCACAUAUAAAAGAAGGACUAGCCCAAUACCUUGACGAAGAGAUAGUGCCGGACUUUCUGGGUGGCUCGUGCAAGACGAUGAUUCACGAGGCUGGUUUGGUUCCAAAAUCUUUUUAUAAGACGAAUUCGAUGGAUGACCACGACGGCGAGGUAUCAAUCAAUCUGCCCGCCACCACCGAGGCAUUUGUUCCGGCUAAGCAACACUCCGCCAUCGACCAGCACGAUCACCAAAACCUGUACAAGAGUGUAGAGCUAAAGGCUGGAUUUGUGCACGAACUGCUCAUCCGGAACGAGGAUCCUAAGAGUGUCCUCACCUGGGACUUUGAUGUGAUGCGCAACGACCUGCACUUUACACUUUAUCGGAUCACCACCAAGCUUCCGGAAAAGAACGACUCGGCCGUUUCAUACUUUGACCUGCAGGACUUCAUCGAAGGAGUUAAUUAUUUUCGAGAGGAGCCCACAUUGAUUUGUCAUCACAAAGAAAGUGUACAGGGCUCGCACGUGAUGCACCACAAUGACAGUUAUUUAAUGCACUGGUUUAGCCCUUUGGGAGCUCACUUGAAUGUCUUUUACGAGGUACUGAGCUCGGCUAAUUACAAGGGAUCCAUGACUAGCCUUCAGUCGGCUUUCUCCUCGAACUCGUCGGAGGCUGGUGGGGUUCAGAGUCGAUGAUAUGGCAAUGCAGAUCAUUAGGACAGGCACUCUAUGGACAAGAGCCUACAUCUGUUUCUAAGGUGGAUAAGAUUUUUUGAAAACACCGAUGUAGGCUUUUGUACAUCAGUACAUUUUUAUUUAAAGUUAGUAUUUCGUUAAUGGUUUUAAAAUGCAUAAAUAUAUCUAAAAAAGUCAAUACAUUCGUAUACAAAAAUUAUUUAAUACAUUUAAUAUAUUUAAAAAAUCACUUAUAUCAUAAGAAUUAUUUUAAAUGAUCCUUUUAAUAUUAUGCAAGUUUGUAAUACAAGUUACAGUUUUUAAUAUAUAUAUUAUAUAUAGAAUAUAAAUUUAUUGACUACGUAUUACUCCAUUAGACUAAAUUUAAAAAAUCAGAAAACCUUGAUAAUAACUGUGUUAAGAACUUAAAAAUAAGAGUGUGAAAUUAUGUGCUGAAAAUAAGCAGGAAGCCAGAAUGAAUUCCAAGUUUCUAUAUUCCGUUCUUAGGAACAACGGAUAAUAUAAUCGAAAAAUGAAAUCUGAUGUUUGUAGGAAAACCGAAAUAGAUACUUCUAAAAAUAUACCGAUAAGUAAACUCAAAUAGCCGAUAACGAUGCGGAAAGCAAGUUCAUGUUGACUAAAUGUGUAAGCAGUAUUAAGAAUGUUAUUAAAUAAAAUCCAAUCUGCCUAUUA
This is a messenger RNA of Drosophila eugracilis, 2797 nucleotides long. It is a transcript of the gene retm, whose product is annotated as protein real-time. Bases 155 to 2125 code for a protein of 656 amino acids. The record is from RefSeq and is a predicted model, not a curated record. The transcript is spliced from 7 exons. Gene Ontology annotation, cellular component: cytoplasm. NCBI's taxonomy places the organism in Eukaryota, Metazoa, Arthropoda, Insecta, Diptera, Drosophilidae.